Molecule: messenger RNA, 4135 nt
Organism: Colletotrichum navitas
Lineage: Eukaryota; Fungi; Ascomycota; Sordariomycetes; Glomerellales; Glomerellaceae
Product: UbiD family decarboxylase
Exons: 3
Coding region: 166-3864 (1232 amino acids)
Biological process (GO): positive regulation of transcription by RNA polymerase II; DNA damage checkpoint signaling
Cellular component (GO): nucleus
Molecular function (GO): histone binding
Source: RefSeq, a predicted model, not a curated record
CACGUGACUUCGCGUCCAUGCCGCGUGUUUGGUGGGAUUUCACGGUCGCAUUCACCCGGUGCGUGCACCUUUUUUCUCCUGCCACUCUAAUUCCUUCACAUUUUUGUCGCGUCCAUCACCCAGCUGUUCACGUUUCCCAAGCGAAUGCGACAAUGAAAACACAAGAUGCCGACCUGCAAGACCCUUCAAGCGGUGGAAAGGCAAGCCCUCGAAGACAGGAACGACUCCCAAGAUAGCCAGGCUAUUUUCGAUCGCUAUGUGGCUGAAUACGGGAUCGGCGUGACAAGCAGCUCACCUCCGCGUCCAUCGUGGACCACCUCGCGACACAUAUCGAGAGCUAGCAAAGGCCGCCGCGGUUCUCCUUCGACGCGUCAUUCUGAUCCUUCAAGCUAUACUGAGAGCCAGCCCGUUGUCGCUGUCUCUGUUCCCAGCACAGCACCCCCGGCUGCCUGUCCCGGAUACGCGCUACCCCGGCAUCACGAAAUCCCGUCGUCGGCCGUUGCCCCCGUUGCUACCGCAGACUCAAGCUGCGGCCCAGAUCUGCUGGGGCCUAAAUCAAUACCCACCUGCCCGCCCUAUCCCAAACCUACAAACGCCGACACCUCGAACCCUCCCGAGUCGCUUUCUGCGCCUUCCGUCAAUGGCGACGCGGUAGAGACACCGCCCGACGCGCUCCCCGCACCAUGCCACCCCCAUAGACCGCCAGACAAAGCCAAAGCCCUGUCUCGAGCUUCGGGCCGACGGCCCUUCACGAAAUACAAGAUGGAUGUAUCGCAGCAAUCGCCGACUCAGGAUAACGACGAUCGGGAUUACGAGAACUACUACGAAGGCCCUUCCUUUGUGGCGACGAGUCCAGCCUCCCAAGACGUCGCCGCCGAGAACCGCACAUGCGAUGAUGACUCUGCCGUUGUCGAGUUUGGCAGCCUCAGUCAUCUGAUACAUACCGAUACCCAGGCUGAUGAAGAGCCAUCCUCGAUUCCCGACGAUGCGGCCCCCAAACACGUUCGAGGAGAGUGGCGAAAUCGCACCUCAAGCUCCCAACAACACUCUUCCGUCCAGCGCCCCGAUGGCCAGUCGCCCAUACUGCCCGCAAACCCUCAUCCUCAAACCCCAGGUAAUCGCCACAAUCCCUUUGCUGGGAAAAAGAUGGGAGACCCUGCGCUGGUGGGAUCCCAACUCUUCGGCCAGACGCAGUUUUCGUCAGCUGUCAAACACUUCAGUCCCACCUCCUCGCGGCCCUCUCCGAUCGUCUACGCCCACAAUUCCAUCUCGCCCAACAUCGAGACCUCGCCGCUUAAGAACCGGCACACCGUAACGUCACCUCCCACCCUGCUUUCCUCGAGCCCUCAAGGUGUCAGAGUAGAUCACCAAGCGCCCCACGACCGAGAACGAAGCCCUAGCAAUUCUGGUCCUCCCGAAGAUGGCACUGUGCCGGAGUCGCCGCAGUUGGUCCCCAUUCACCCUAAGGCGGGGCUUGAGCCCAUCGAGAAAUACGAGAGCAUGCUGGACUCCCAGAAGAGGAAGCUGCAGAAUACUGCCAUCGAAGGCGGUGCAUCUGUGGAGGAUUCAGACGAGGAAGCGCGAAAGAGAGAGCGCCGCAGACGCGUAGAGUCCAAGAAGAAGGAAGCCGACAAAGAGCUCACUAGCAUCCCCAUUCCCAUUGGACGCUCAAAAUCCCGAGAUCUCAUCGGGAUCCCAUCGAACACCAAAAAGCCUGGGAAACACCUAACGAGGGUGAAUCGGUACCAAGCACGGCGUAUCCCAGACGACUCAACAGCAUCAGAGAACGAAGCCGACGAGUUCACUGUAGCCGACUCUCAAGACCAAGACCAGGCCGCAGCGCAGCCGGCGGAAAAUCGAGACUCUCCUGAUCUCGCCGAUAAACCUGUGAGAGCAAAGCCAGGCUUUGUCUCCAGUAACGAUGCAGUCCCUGAUAGCGCUGCCGCUACCCAGAAGUCUGUCUCUAAUGGUGUCAUACCGGGUACUGAAAGCUCUGGCAACAGCUCUCGACCGAAAGAUCUCAUACCGGAGACGAGCCCCAACAAUACACAAUUACGACCCACGCCGAAGAGACGCAGCUCAUCAUAUGAGCCGGUGUCUUUCAAGAAGGCUGAUAUCGAGGAGUCACCCGCGCCAGCUGCUUUGCCCAAAGAGCCCGAUGCGGAUGUUGAGGUUAUGCCCGAUACUCCUCAACCAUGCCUUCCACAGCCCUCUCGUCGUUCCAGCCGGAAAUCAAAGCCGACCCUCAAAGCACAGUGUCUAAAGAGUUCAGCUCGUCCCGCUGUCUCUUCAGAGUCCUUUGGAGCCGGCGAGAGCGAGGCACCUGGUGUACAUGUUUCAGCUCAAAGCGACGCACCAGAUGAGCUGGCUACGGAGGAGAAGGGUGCGGCUACACCUACCGAGCCGACUUCUAUUCGAGUUGAGGUUCCCACCGCGGACGAAACCCCACCUCUGCCGUCUUCGCCGCCGCUGCCAAAGGCUCAAGUUGAGGAUGCAGUACCUUCAGACUCGCGGCUCCCAAAGAGUUCUGCUGAACAGAAUCCUUUAACACCUAGUGAAGGGGAACGAGCCGCUGCGCCAAACGCUCCGGGGUCAACAACAUCAACACUCACUGUUCUCACAGUAACGCCUAUGCAGUCGGACAAGACAUCACCAGCAACUCCGGAAUCCGUGGAACUGCCGCAUCUCUCGCCAGACAGGCCAACUCGAGGACGGCAGCCUACUAAAUCGUUGCCCAAGCUUACCACCGGGUCCCGGGUCACGAAACCAGGCACGCGGACACGGAAGCCGUCGCGAAGGGCGGCUCGUCUUGACUCUGUAUCGACGGACGAGUUGACUCGGUCGCCUUCUGUGAACGGGUUUGAAAAUAGCAUUAUCCACCCCCCAAAGAUGACGGCUCGCAGCAGCCGCCUAUCCAUGCUGUCCCACGCCUCCAAAGAUAACAUUGGCAAAUCAAGCAUAUUCGCCGGCAUGGCCUUUGCGAUUUCCUUUCAAUCAAAGAAGGACGGCGAGAAAUUUGACCAGUAUGAGAACCGCCUUGGGCAGAGUCGAGAGGUUGAGAAAAUGAUUGUCCAAUCCGGCGGCCAUCUGCUAGGCAACGGCUUCGACGAGCUCUUUGAACCCAACGCUCUUGGAAGCCGAGCAACAAGCCCGGCUUCUGAGGUUAGAGACGACAACCCGCUGACACUGACGCCUUUCGCUCAAACCAUGGGAUUCACCGCCUUGAUUGCCGACGGACAUUCCCGCAAAGUCAAGUACAUGCAAGCACUCGCCCUCGGCUUACCAUGCAUAUCGGAUCGAUGGGUUGCCACGUGUGUGGCGAAGGGAGCCGUGGUGGACUGGCUUCCCUACCUGCUUUGUGCGGGUCAGUCAACGUUUCUCCGCGACGCGAUCCGUUCUCGAUACUUGGCGCCCUAUUCGGCAGUCGACGCGCGCCUCGUCGAUAUCAUCGAGAGGCGACCCAAGAUGUUAGAGGGCAGCAAGAUUCUCCUUGUGAUGAAGAAGUCCAGAGCCGAGGAAAAGAAGAUGCCCUACGUUUUCCUUGCACAUGUCCUGGGCGCCACUCUCUCUCGUGCCUACAGUAUGGAUGAGGCUAAGGAGACUUUGAGGCACCGAGAGUUUCUCGGAGACCCCUUUGACUGGGUCUACGUUGACGAACAUACUGGGUCGGAAGAGGAACUGUUCGGCCCUGAUUCCCAACCAACGAAGGCGCCGAAAACAUCAAAGAAGAGAAAGAGGGCCAACGCACCUGCGGCACACGAGGCAGCCCGGGCACCGAAGCGGAUUAGGACUCUCAGCAACGAGCUGGUCAUCCAGAGUUUGAUCCUCGGUCGGAUGAUUGAGGAGGGUGAACUGGAAGCGUGAAUCGCAGAAAAUGACAGACGAUGCAUCAGUACAUGAACAACUCGAGGGCAGAGAAAAUUUUGAGCGGACUCGGGAGUCGGAAGAGAACACACAAUGGCGUUUGGCAUUAGCGGGACUCCGGUUUUGUGGGAUGAUACCUCGGUCAGGAUAGGAGAGCCUUUCGCAUCGCAUGGGUCGAUUAUAUUUGCCCUUGCCCUCUACAAUAAACUUCAUAAUGGCCAUGGUCAUGACGCAUCCUAUGUUGAAAUGUGACUAGGGUUCAGGUCGCAAU